GGAAAAACAAACAAUAAGAUCAAUUACGCGAGUUGAAUGUGUUUGCUGAUAUAGUUUCCAUUGUUGGUCGAUUCUGGGCAAACAUCACGCAUACGCCACCUGAACAGAAAGCUGACAUUCCUGAACCCUUUUUCGUGGAAGCGAAACGUGAACCAACCACCAAGAAUUCUAAGAUCGCACAAAGGCCAAGCACAUGCCAUAUUGUGGAUGCUAAAAUCGAAUUCUUCUUAUACCCCGUUAUUCUUAGAGUACAAGGGUAUGUUGGAUUCGCUCAGAUAUACUAUAUGCUAAACAAGCAGAAGGAGGCGUGUCCAACAUCAGAAACGAUCGACGAGACGAUCUUGCAAUGUCUGUCAGUCCGUAUGUGGCUUUGGGUCUGUAGAAAAACGCUAUAUAUCAUGUCAUACACCCCAGAAGAUCCCGCGAGAGUAUCCAGUCAUAAUUUAUAGAGCUAUAUGCCUCUAAGCCUUUAACUUCCGAUUUACCUAAACUAUAAACGAUACGGUUUCUUGGCUGGUUUUCUAUACAUAUCAUUUCCUACUUAGAAAAACACACAAAUGAUGGGUAUCCUAUAGUCGGAAUAUCGAAUGUAGCCAAUGACAGCAACGACAAUGAAGAGACACCAGCGGGGCAGGGCAAUCAGAGGCAGACACAGUCAGGGGCACACAGCGAAGAGCCUCACAGUCGUACUUUGACUUUUGCGUGUGCCGGUCGACGCUUCGUCGGUCGUUGGUCGUGGUCGUCGGUGGUGGAUCGUUAGUCGGAUGGUUACCGCCAGUUCUGAAUAAAUUUUUAUGGUCAUUUGCCUUUUUCGGCGCAACAGGAUGGCACGGGACGCACCUUAAAAAUGCGCCAAAGUAUUCGAUGCGCUGCGCUGCGGUUUGGCUUAGUCUUUCUAACCUUUAAUUGGAAAAAUCGCAGGCAUAACUGCCGCCUGACAUGAGACUCUAAAAUUGGCAACUCUCCGGCUCUGUGGAGUACGUGGAUAAUUAAGUUCGCCCUGGAGUCGUCGUCAUUGAAGGAACACUGCAGAAAAAAAACUCAAGACAAACCCAACAAAAAAACCGCGCUCAAAAUGUGUAAAUGUGUAACGUGUGGACGGAGUGCUGCUCUAAACAACAUAAUUGUCAAUGGAAUAAGCAAUUAAAUGAACAAAGAACCAACAAAUAAACAGCAAACAAUUUGCUGAGUGCCUGGGUACGCAGCAACAUCAAAAAAACAGCAAGAACUCCACUCACAGCAGGAGCAACAAGAACAGCCACAACAAAAGAUAAGCAUCAGCUGAUCUAAUCUGAGAGAAUCUUCAAAGAUGGCGAACAAAUGGCUUGCCGUUAGCUGGGCCAUCGUUCUCUCUCUGCUGAUAAGUGUCAUACUGCAGCGGCACACCUGUUUGGCCAGCGAUGUUUACUUUCCCAGCACAUCCGUGAAAUUCAAUCUGCCCAUCAACGAGGAGUCGGAGAGCAUCUUCUCGAAGAUACCACUGGCCCAGUUCCAAGUGCUGCGCCUGGAGGACAACCAGCUGGCCAGCGACUACAUCUACAGCCUCGAGCAGAAUCCCCUGCUCCGCAUCAAUGCCAGCUCCGGCGAGGUCUACAUGCGCACUGACUACCAGCCGCUGAAUUCGAGUGCCAAAUAUGUGGUGACGGCUUUUCCCAGGGAUCAGCCGGAGGGCCAACUGCUGCCCGUGUCCCACCUGACCAUGGAGGUGACACCACAGGCGCUGGAGGAGUACUGCUCGGAGCUGGAGCACAUUUGCUUCUGGAGGAAGGCAGACUACAGUAUCUCCGAGUCGUCGCAGAGCCAGCGCGGAAGAACCUUCGAGCCCGUCCUGAUUGGUGCCCUCAACUCAAGGGCUGCCAAGUACCUGUGCCCGCACCGCACUCUCGAGUACUCGCUGACGGCGGGCAGCUCCCACUUUGUCCUCAAGCAGAACCGUCUGUACACCAGGCACCCACUCGACCACGAUGAACUGAAUGGAUUGAUGGCCCGUGCGGGCCAGCUGCAGGCCAGGAUCAGUUGCACCGUCAAGCUGUCGGCGCUGGAGCAGCGCAAGUUCUCUCGGAGCUUUGACAUCAAACUGCUGGAUCGCAACGACAAUGGACCGCAGCUGCAGGAGCGCGACUCCCGGUUUAACUUUUACCUGGAUCAGCCCUACUUUCAGGCGAACGAGGCGGUGGGCGAGAAAAUCAUCUACGUGGACAAGGACACGCUGGCGGCCAAUCAGAAUCUGGGCUAUGCGAUACACAACGACACCAACGACCUGCUCCGGCCGGACUGUCAUGCCUACGAGGCGGAUCACACGGGCAGGCCGCACACCAUUGUCAGCUGCCAGCUCCGCUUUUCGCAUGGUGGGGUCCUGCGGCAGACGCCCUACUGCUGCGUACUGGAGGCCAGAGAUGUGACCAUCAAAAUGGAGAAUGUAGCCAUGUCGGCCUCGGCUCACAUCUGUCUGCAUGUGGAUCUCACACAACUGCACAACAGCGACCAGGAGCAUCCACAGGCACUGCCAUUGCGCGGGCGUCAGCAACGCAUCUUCGAGAGCGUCGGCGAAACGUUGCACACGGAUGGUUUCGGCCGAUCCAAUGGCCUUGUGAGCGUCGAUUUCGAGAAGGACGUGUUUGUGUAUCGAUCGGCAGCGUCCUUCUACAGGGUGACACAGCCGGAGAGUUUCCUGGAGCUGAUGCGGGCGCGUUCCGUUCGCUUUGACAUUGUCGAGGAUCGGAGCGGUGCCUUCGACAUCACCCCCAUGUCGGGUAUUGUCUAUGUGAAGCAUCCCCCAGCCCUCGAGCAGGCGUCAGAGACGAUAUAUUUCCUGAAUGUGACCUGGCUGGACCAGGAGCGCCUCUCGCAUGCGUUUGUGAUCAAUGUGCAUUUGGUGGAGGGCAGACCGGAGAAUGCCAGCUGCGAACUGAAGAUCAAGUCGCGUUCGCAGACCUGUGCCCAGAUCAAAUACCAGUCGCAGUGCACCAAGUUCUGCGGCCUGGCCACCAACGGGGGACCGUGCACGUGGCGCGGCUCGAGCUCGGCCAUGUUCGGGCGAAACUAUGGAUCCUGUGUUCCCCAGGCCCGAUACUGUCCCGAUCAUGUGUGCGAUCCGCUGGAGGAACUCAAUCCGUAUGCCUGUCCGCAAGACUGCACUCCCGCGGGCAAGAUCGUGGGGCCACACACCAGCAAUGAGAACAGGCGGGGUAUCCUCAGUGGCUCGGGUACCUGUAUCUGCGAGGAUAAUGGCAAGUGCUCCUGUGCCCCGAUGGAUGAUGAGCCCAAGGCAAAACGCCCGCGGAAACGAAAGAACGAGACAGACACAGAGUUUACGGGACCCACAGUGGCUGCCACGCCCCUUCAGAGAGAUACAGACGCCCCGCAGGAUCCUCUGCUCUUGGGGGUGCUUAAUGUGGCUGGAUUCGAAUGCAAUCGAUCCUGCAUGCUGAUCGUCAUCAGUUGCCCACUGCUGUUCGUUCUUUUGCUGCUCUGCCUGCUCCUCACCCAGCGGAAGAUGCUCCACCGUCGCCUGGGCAAGCAAUCGAUGACGCCAUCGUCCAAACAGGGUCUGCCCGAGUCGGCCGACGGCGACCUGCCACUGAUGCCGCUGCAGAGCGGGUUUAAGUUCGAGAGCGCCGACACCAAGUGGGAGUUUCCGCGUGGCCAACUCGAACUGGACACCGUCCUGGGCGAGGGUGAGUUCGGGCAGGUUCUCAAGGGAUAUGCCACAGAGAUUGCCGGCCUACCAGGCGUUACCACGGUGGCCGUCAAGAUGCUCAAGAAGGGCGCCAAUUCGGUCGAGUACAUGGCCCUGCUUUCGGAGUUUCAACUGCUGCAGGAGGUCUCCCAUCCGAAUGUCAUCAAGCUAUUGGGCGCCUGCACUCAAUCCUCAGAGGCACCGCUACUCAUCAUCGAGUACGCCCGCUAUGGCUCGCUGCGGAGCUAUCUCCGACUCAGCCGCAAGAUCGAAUGCGCUGGAGUCGAUUUCAGCGACGGCGUGGAACCCGUCAAUGUCAAGAUGGUGCUCACCUUUGCCUGGCAGAUCUGCAAAGGCAUGGCAUACCUCACUGAGCUAAAGCUGGUUCACCGGGAUUUGGCGGCCCGAAAUGUGCUGCUGGCUGAUGGCAAGAUCUGCAAGAUCUCGGAUUUCGGUCUGACUCGAGACGUCUACGAGGAUGAUGCCUAUUUGAAGCGAUCUCGAGAUCGAGUGCCCGUCAAGUGGAUGGCUCCAGAAUCUCUGGCAGAUCAUGUGUACACCACCAAAUCGGAUGUUUGGGCCUUUGGAGUACUCUGCUGGGAGCUGAUCACGCUGGGCGCCUCUCCCUAUCCGGGCAUAGCUCCGCAGAAUCUCUGGUCGCUGCUGAAGACAGGAUAUCGCAUGGAACGGCCUGAUAACUGCUCCGAGGCUGUGUACUCCAUUUUGCGCACCUGCUGGGCGGAUGAGGCCAAUGCCCGACCGUCCUUUAAAUUUCUAGCAGCCGAAUUUGAGAAAUUGCUGGGCAACAAUGCCAAAUAUAUAGAGAUGGAAACGAAUGCCGUAUCCAAUCCGAUGUACUGCGGCGACGAGGCAGCCUUGAUGCCAGAGGAAGGCCUGGGUGAACCCGACUCCUUGCAGCAUUUAUGGUCGCCGCCAAAGAUAUCCUACGAUGUCCAGGAUCUGGCCAAUAGUCGCGACCAGUCCGUGGUCGAGAUGCAGGCGGCAGCUGCUGCUCCACCCGGCUAUGAUCUACCACGUCCCCUGAUCGAUACCAGCACCACGGAGCAGGUGCUGCGGUAUGAGAACGAUCUACGCUUUCCGCUCAACAUACGUAAGUCCAGCUGUGCACCAAGCUACAGCAACAUGACCAGCGGUGGUUCCCCAGCCACCGCGCUCCCCCACUAUGCGGUUCCCGUAAAGCGGGGACGAUCGUAUCUGGACAUGACCAACCAUAGCCUGAUACCAGACAAUCUGGAUAACCGAGACUUCGAGAAGCAUCUCUCCAAGACGAUUUCGUUCCGUUUCUCCAGCUUGCUAAAUCUCAAAGAGUGCGUGGAGACGACACACGAAGGACAGCAGGCUGAGGAUGCCGUCUAAAGGAAGUUCUUCCGGUCUACCUCUCGUAUCUCCGUAUCUGUGUAUACUUUUACAUUCCCAUGAGUUCUGAAUAUUUUUCUUGUCUUAUCAGCGCCUGUCUUUCAGUUCAAAUUGUUUGUUAAAUAGUUUUAGUUUUACUUUUAGUCUCGUAGCUUUAUUCUGAUGCCAAAAAAUUUAACAGGAAUCGAAUUCGUUUUCGAAUACUCCCCAAUGCAUUUAAAGGAGCAGCCUAAGAUCACCUAAUUAUAUAUAAUAUUUCCACCUGUAUGGCAAAUUCUAAUCAAAUUGAGGGUAAUCAAAACCCUCUAUCCUGUCUUGAACAAAAAAAUAUAUCAUUUAAUCUCUGCCUAAACAAUGCCAAUGAAAUCUACAUACGCUUCUUGUUGCAAACCAAAAAAGCGUUUGAUUAGUUUUAAGAUACUAUUUUAGUCCAUUUUGUACAAACUUAAUAAUAGUAUAUUGUCCAUUGUAUAUCUGCUAAGGAGCUUAAGAUUAUACCUCUUCUGGGAGGGAUAAAAAAGUGUCUUCAAACGGAAAUUGUAUUCCAAACAUAAGAGAAAGAAUUUUCUUAAU
This is a messenger RNA of Drosophila miranda, 5629 nucleotides long. RefSeq lists its product as uncharacterized. NCBI's taxonomy places the organism in Eukaryota, Metazoa, Arthropoda, Insecta, Diptera, Drosophilidae. The record is from RefSeq and is a predicted model, not a curated record. The transcript has 7 exons. The coding region runs from base 1310 to 5056 and encodes 1248 amino acids. Gene Ontology annotation, molecular function: ATP binding; transmembrane receptor protein tyrosine kinase activity. Gene Ontology annotation, biological process: protein phosphorylation; positive regulation of kinase activity; cell surface receptor protein tyrosine kinase signaling pathway. Gene Ontology annotation, cellular component: signaling receptor complex; axon.